Molecule: messenger RNA, 340 nt
Organism: Rattus rattus (black rat)
Lineage: Eukaryota; Metazoa; Chordata; Mammalia; Rodentia; Muridae
Gene: Fdcsp
Product: follicular dendritic cell secreted protein
Exons: 4
Coding region: 52-300 (82 amino acids)
Source: RefSeq, a predicted model, not a curated record
GCAUCAGUGAGAAGAAACUGAGUGGAGAGUUUCAGGACAUUUCUAAACAAGAUGAAAGCUCUUCUCCUGCUCUCUGCCAUCCUGGCAAUAACUGCUUGUCUCCCGGUGCCUGAGGACCGGGAACGAGAAAAACGAAGUGCCAGUGACAGUGAUGAGUUACCUGUACGGUUUCCUUUUCCCCCAUUCCGGCCUCCAUUUGAUGGAUUCUUCCCAUUCUUCAAUCAAGGCAACCCUUGGUAUUAUUAUUAUUAUAAUCCUUUUCUUGUGCCCAUCACUCCCCCUACAACUCGAACUCCUUAACACCAAAUGAAAGAAAAGUCACACCGUGGUUUACUUAAGG